CAUCAAGCACAAAGCCAACGCAGAUACAGACAACAAGCCCCACCAAUCCAUCACUUUCCCAUCUUGCCUGGGACUCUCAGACUCACAAAGACGAGAGCAAACGCGGCGAAGGGCUUCCUUGACAAAGACCAAAUCAUGCAAGCGACUGGGACCACGGAGAUGCCGAUCCGAGCGAGAGAUGGGAUCGCGGAGAAUGCACAGACACCCACGGGUCACUUUGCGAGGGUGGAGGUGGAAUCAGUUGGUGAGGAUGAAAAGAGAGCCAGCAUCUCCAGCGCCGACCACCGAACAAAUGAGCACGAAAAGCCCGAAGACGUACGCGAAAGCAUCCGGAGCGAAGCCGAGUUCUUGAAGAUGAUCAAAGACCGCACCGCCCAAAUCAAUAGCGCGUGGCACAUCAAGCGAGACGAGGAGCUCAUGGAGUUCAGGAUCAGGGCGGCAAGGGAGGAGGAGUUAGAGAGCAAGAACGGAAAGCUUGAAAAGGAGCUCUCACAGGUCCGACAACAGCUGGCUGAGGCUAAAAGGGAGAUAGCAGGGCUGAAGAUGCACGUCACUGCUCUUCUGGCAAAGCCUAAGCGAUCUCAGUCGUUCUGAGGGGUUGACGGUUGCGAGCAAAGGCGGUCGUCAUUGAGGCAUGCGGAGGUGGAUUGUUGUGUGGCAAGCAACUUUGCGCGAGUGACAGCUCGCUCCCGGUCCAAUAUGUAGCGUACCAGUACUCCAGCAGGUUCACUCACACGUAGUACUCCAUUGCAACUAUCGGAAACGGAGAUGGCUGGCUCGACCGG
Neohortaea acidophila is the source of this 785-nucleotide messenger RNA. RefSeq lists its product as uncharacterized. Lineage: Eukaryota; Fungi; Ascomycota; Dothideomycetes; Mycosphaerellales; Teratosphaeriaceae. The record is from RefSeq and is a predicted model, not a curated record. The coding region runs from base 136 to 594 and encodes 152 amino acids. The transcript is spliced from 2 exons.